Glossina fuscipes is the source of this 1609-nucleotide messenger RNA. It is a transcript of the gene LTV1, whose product is annotated as protein LTV1 homolog. Lineage: Eukaryota; Metazoa; Arthropoda; Insecta; Diptera; Glossinidae. The transcript is spliced from 2 exons. The record is from RefSeq and is a predicted model, not a curated record. The coding region runs from base 76 to 1545 and encodes 489 amino acids. Gene Ontology annotation, biological process: ribosomal small subunit biogenesis; ribosomal small subunit export from nucleus. Gene Ontology annotation, cellular component: cytosol; nucleus; preribosome, small subunit precursor.
UUAAAACAAGCCACAUGUUAUCGUUUAGAAAUUUGUAAAAAUAAAGCAAAUUUGUUCAAUAAAACCAUCGCAGAAAUGGGCAAGAGUAAAAAAUCUUUCAUUGACCGGAAAAAUGCAGUGACUUUCCAUUUAGUUCAUCGGAGCCAGCAUGAUCCUCUAAUAACAGAUGAAACAGCUCCUCAACGUGUCCUCUUAGAAGCCAGUGCACGUCAAUCACAAAAAGGCAGCACGACAGUGGCACCAGAUGCAGUCAAAAGGAAAGAAGAACAGCGAAAAUAUGGAAUUGAUUUUGAUGACGAAUACGAUUACUUGCAGCAUUUGAAACAACCGGAGCAAGAGGUAGUUUGGGAAUAUGCCGAAAAUCCUAAUCAAGCUAAAAAAGGUGUAAAUGAAAAACAUGUCCUCGAAGCUCUUAAACUUGUUCUGCCUAGUUCAGUGUUUGCAAGCGAGUAUGAAGAACCAGAUGGAUUGCUUAACAAAGCGGCUCCUCAACCUGGUCCCCAUCCUGAUUGGGACCCAGAUGUAGUGGCUGCUCUAGAUGGUGAUUUUGAUUUUGAUAACGAAAAUAAUCAACUAGAAGAUGACUUUAUCAUAAAGGCCAUGGGUGAUGAAGAAACAAAUCAAGAGCAGGAAGAAAGCCUUAAUUCAAUUGAUUUUAGUGAUGGCUCUGAUAUCGAAGAGCUUGGGGAUGACUUGGGGCCUCUAACCCGAAAUUGUCGUUUUGUUGAUGAAGAAACGAAGUCCCGUUUCACUGAAUAUUCCAUGUCCUCGAGCGUAAUGCAUCGUAAUGAACAAUUAACUUUAUUAGACGACCGUUUCGAACGCUUUUACGCCACCUAUGACGAUCCGGAACUCGGAGACCUUGCCACAGAGGAAAUUGAAGGCGCCUGGCAUCAAAAGCACCCACACCUAAUGGAUUGCAUGCAGGAGUUCAAAAAAUCCAAAAAAGCAUUAAAAUAUAACAAAGAAUGGGACCGCCAACGUAUAGAAAAGUAUCGGUAUGUCGCUGACGGAGAUCUAGAUCCGAAUGAACAGCUGGUAGAAGUAGAAGUUGAGGACCCAAAAAGAAAAAAAUGGGAUUGUGAAUCCAUAUUAUCAACGUAUUCAAAUAUAUAUAAUCACCCGAAGUUGAUUGAGGAGCCUAAAAACAGAUCACGUUGCACAUCCUGUUCUACGCAAGAGGCACAAAACCAGAAAAUUGUUAUCGAUUCGCAAACUGGUAUACCUAUGAACGUUUUGCGUGGUGGGAACAAUAAAGUUACUGCGAAAGCUCUAGCAAAACUUGAUGGUGGGCGAAGCAGUUUCGCGGCUCCUAAGUCACUAUGUGACAAAUCGGUGUUGUCGACUUUAAGUGUUUUGUCUAUUAGGCCUAAAGAUGAAACAUGUGAAGAAAGACGUGAACGCAAAAGAUUGGUGAAGGAAUAUCGCAACGAACGUCGUAUAGAAAGAAAGGCAAACGCAGAGGCAUUUAGAAAUGAAAAGAAACGACAAAUAAAUGUGAAAAUUAAUCGACAACAAAAUCAACAAGGAACAAAAAUCAUGUAGAAAUUGUAUGAAUUAAAUUGAAAUAUGAAAAGCGCGGGAUUAUACAUGUCUUACUUCAAUAAAA